Molecule: messenger RNA, 1725 nt
Organism: Dermochelys coriacea (leatherback sea turtle)
Lineage: Eukaryota; Metazoa; Chordata; Testudines; Dermochelyidae
Gene: ENTR1
Product: endosome associated trafficking regulator 1
Exons: 8
Coding region: 60-1073 (337 amino acids)
Biological process (GO): positive regulation of protein localization to cilium; positive regulation of cilium assembly; regulation of cytokinesis
Cellular component (GO): ciliary basal body; midbody; centrosome
Source: RefSeq, a predicted model, not a curated record
GGAGCCGACGGGCCGGCCUGGGGCCUCUCUAGCCGCUGCUGAGGGGAGGCGGGGGGGCCAUGGCGGCUCACAACCGCGCCCCGGCCGGCGCCCCCCGCUCCCCUUCCCCGAACCCCCACCUCUGGGGCGGCGAGGAGCCCGGCGCGGCCAACCCCUUCUCCUUCCAGGAGUUCGUGCGGAGCCAGGGCCGGCGCGCGGCCCCGCGCGGCGCCGGCGCCGGCGCCAAGGGCGCCGCCGGGCCGCCGCCCCCCGAGGCCUCGGGCCUGGGCCUGCGGCUCCCGGAGCCGUUUUUCCCGGACCCCAGCGCCGGCGACCCGCUGCUGGACGAGGAGGCGGCGGAGUGGAGCGGCUGCUACCAGCCCGCCGCCGUGGAGCGAGCCCGCUUGGCCGGGCCCGGGAGCGCCUCGCCGGGGCCCAGCGCCUCGGACUCCUUUUACUGCGACCGCCCGGACUGGUCGGGGCUGGAGGACUCCGCUCCCUGGCCGCUGGACGAGAGCGACCCGCUGGGCUACGCCGGGGACCGGAGCCUGGCGGCCGGGGCGGAAGCCGGAGACGGGCGUUAUCGCCCGCUGCAGCCCACCGUCCGGGAGCUACAAGAAGAAAAUGCCAGACUAAGAAGCAAGAUUGACCAGCUUCACUUCUUCUCUGAAACUCAGACAGACAAGGUAAAGAAGCUUGAAAAAAAACUAGACGAGAACAAGAUUAAAGAGCAAAAAGAGGCCCAGGAUCUAGAAGCAAUGGUGCAGCAUGUAGAACAGAAUCUCCAGUUGAUGACUAAACGGGCUGUGAAAGCAGAAAAUAACGUUGUAAAACUGAAACAGGAAAAUGCAUUACUUCAGGUUCAGCUGAAGAAUUACAAGACAGAGAAUGAAGCCUUGAAGACUGGCCAGUCUGCUAGUUUGGCUGUAGUGAAACAAAAUGCAGAUAUUGCUCUGCAGAAUCUUCUGAGAGUAAUUACAAAUUCACGAUCUUCAAUAAAGCAAUUGGUCUCUGGAGCAGAAUCAUUGCAGGUUGUUGCUGAACUCCUUAAAUCGAUAGACAGAAUUUCUGAAAUUUCAGAUGAUGGACCGUGAAAAAACCACUAAAGGAACUCAACCCAAAGAGUUCUGUUUACAUACCAAAAUCGCUAUUCAAAGAUUGUUUGCUUUAAUAUUUAAAAAAUGCUUUGUCUUAAAAUAUGCAACCUUUACCCUUAAUGUUUUUAUUGUGGGAGAACAGUUAUGUACUGGUGCAGUAUUACCCUUCCUUAUAUUGAAUCAACAGUACAAUGGCAGCCACUGGCUCUCCGAAACCUGAUCCAGCAAAGCAUAUACUUUAAGUGCUUUGCUGGAUUGGGACUUCAAGACCCAGCCUUUGCUCUUUGUGCAUUGCAGUCUCCCAUUAAAAUGAACUGGAGCACUGGACUCAAAACACUGUGCUCCCUGCAUUUUCCUCUCAUUCCCUCUAGUAGUGCUGUGUCAAAGUAUUUUAUAAAUGCUAGGAGCAAAUAAAUCUUUUCUGUGGGUUUUGUUUUUUGUUUUUUUGUUACUGCCAUGAGGGGUGAGAUAGGGGAAAAUAUUUUGAACUUUUGUAUAAUUAAAUAUGAAAAUGAGACUAUACCAUACAUAAUGCUUUAACAGUUUAGUACUUCCUAAAUAUAUUUAAAAAUGGCUUUUUAAUUGUAUUAGGUUUUGUAACAAUUUUUUUUAAAAAAAAAAAAAAAAGUAAAUUGCAAAUACUGCUGCC